Messenger RNA from Heterotrigona itama, 1184 nucleotides. Lineage: Eukaryota; Metazoa; Arthropoda; Insecta; Hymenoptera; Apidae. The record is from the annotation of a GenBank genome assembly.
GUCAAAUAGUCACGAUAGAACGAAAAAUCUGAAGGAGUAGAAGCCAACAAAAGUAUCGUUAAAUAAGUCGUAUUAAUAACAAAAAAAAAGAAACAACACUCUCUAAAUCAAUCAUGUUUAAUUACGCUUGUAAUUUGUAUCUCGAGCAAACAUGAAAGAGAUAUUAAAAUAAUCUCUUCCAUUUCAUAUCUAGGGAUUUUAAUGGAGAGCCGGCGGCGCCACGAACACGGUUGCGGCAGAAACAAGGUUCCCGCGCAAACUAGCACCGACCUAACUAUCGCCGCCAAAAUAUCUGACGUACAUACGCAUAACCGUCGUCGAGCAAGGUGGACGUUCAUUCGCUGUUCGGUAGUCCGAGGAGAGGCAUCGCUCGUUGCUUGUGUUUAAGGAAAAUUUUGAAAUACUGUGAAAGAUGUCAGGACGCGGCAAAGGUGGAAAGGCUAAGGGAAAGGCGAAGACCCGCAGUAGUAGGGCAGGGCUGCAGUUCCCUGUCGGAAGAAUCCAUCGUCUUUUAAGGAAAGGAAAUUACGCGGAACGAGUUGGUGCUGGAGCACCAGUUUACUUGGCUGCUGUGAUGGAAUAUUUGGCAGCUGAGGUACUCGAGUUAGCCGGGAACGCUGCAAGAGAUAACAAGAAGACGAGGAUAAUUCCACGUCACUUACAACUAGCUAUUCGUAAUGACGAAGAAUUAAAUAAAUUGCUCUCAGGUGUAACAAUUGCUCAAGGUGGUGUCCUGCCUAAUAUUCAAGCUGUACUUCUGCCGAAGAAAACUGGUACUGGCGGAUCUGGGAAGGGAGAUAAAACAUCCCAGGAAUAUUAAUAAUCACUAGAAUAACCUUUCUAACUUAACAGUACUUUAGGGCUAUAUCUUUGUUUCUUGAGCCAUUAAGAAAACUCAAAAUCUUCGAAACCUACCAAAUUACAAUCACUGUUUCAUCAAUAUUGUAAAAUUAUUUUAGUUGACAAUACAGUCUGCUGAUUACUGAAUAACAUUUUUUUAUUUGGCUAAUAUAAUUGUAUUAUUGCUUAAAAUAAGUAUCAAUUGUCAUGACUGACUUUGUAUUUUGUUUUCUUUUUCCUAAGUGUGUAUUAAAUUUUUAAUGGUCUGUGACAAGUAUAACAUUUUAAAUGUUUUUGUUGAUUGUAAACUAUUUAGAAUGAAAAUAAAACAUCAUUACUCUUCA